Messenger RNA from Mesorhabditis spiculigera, 1173 nucleotides. NCBI's taxonomy places the organism in Eukaryota, Metazoa, Nematoda, Chromadorea, Rhabditida, Rhabditidae. The record is from the annotation of a GenBank genome assembly.
AUGCCAGCCGAGCCGUCAAUCUCGGACAGUCGGCACAGUUCGGUGGCAAAAUCGCAUUCGGAUAGUGAUACCUGGCUUUUACUAGCCGGAAGACCGGAUGCCGAGAUCGAACUCACCUUAACUUUUGGGGACGAUGAAAAAGCGGUUGAAAAUUGUUUUGAAGAAGGACAAGAGUCCUGCACAUCGCGGCGCGUAAUCAGCAGUCAUUUGCAAUGCGGACUUUUCCUAUCCUCUUGUGAAAGCCUAAGCGAUGAGGAGCGGAAAACUCUCGCUGGUGGAGAUGCUGCUCGACACCGGGCUUCAAGUCGAUGGGGCGACGCAACGGGUAGAACCGCACUGAUGCACGCCAUUACAAUGAACGAUCCGGAUAUCAUCGCUCAUUUGCUACAGAAAGGCGCCGACGUCAACCACCAGGAUGAGAAUGGGGAUACUCCACUACUUCUGUCGAAGCAGGCAAGGCCAGCAAUUUCCUAUAUCAUGGGCGCAUUGCUGGACGCCGGCGCCGAUCCGGCGGUCAAGAAUUCGAAGGGAAUUUGCCUGGCCGACAACCCGGAUCAGACGACGCGAGAUGUGAUCGCUGGUCAAAGGAUCGCUCCGGAGCUGAAGCCAUUUGGGCAAGCGCACAACCCGUUGUUUGGCCGAAGCGUAGGUGGUGGUGGCGCUGAUGGGGGGUCCGGGUCUGAAUCCGGCGAGGAUAUCCCGAUUCAAAUCGAUGAGAGCCCGCGAUCGAGCAGACCAUCAACAGCAGGCAGACGCGCCGGUGAUCCGAUCCCGAUCUCGGCCGGUUCUGCCCUUGACGAUGAUGAAGAUCUCGGAAUGUCACCCGAGCAAGGCCCAUCCUCGUCCACCACCCCGGGCAGAUCAAGGAAAAGCCGCUUCGAGUCGAGCAAUUUUGCUAAAGAUGACAUCAGCUCCCUCGAUUACCUGACCCGACUCCGUCUCUCGAAAAUCCUGGACAACAACGCAAAGUGGCAAGAUCUGGCAAUGGAGCUCGAAUGUGGCCAUAUGACGGAGCUGAUCCAGAUUUGCGCCGACGAGAAUUCUAGCCCGACCAUGAUUUUCUUGGAUCAAUAUGAGAUGGUGCCCGGCUCCAAGGUGUCGGCGAUGCGCACCGGCUUUGUCGCCCUGGGGCUUCCUGAAUGUGUCAAGCUGCUGGACGAGCGAGUGACGUAC